AGAAGCAGAAGAAGAAUGAGAUCAACAGAUGACUUUGCUUCUGUACCACUCAGCUUUCUUUUUUAUUCUUACAGAUGAGUGCCAGACCAAGUAUGGGAAUGCUAAUGCCUGGCGUUAUUGCACCAAAGUCUUUGACAUGUUAACAGUUGCAGCUCUGAUGGACGAGCAAAUCCUGUGUGUCCAUGGAGGCCUCUCUCCAGACAUAAAGACCCUGGACCAAAUUCGAACCAUUGAGCGGAACCAGGAAAUCCCUCACAAAGGAGCUUUUUGUGAUUUGGUGUGGUCAGACCCUGAAGAUGUGGAUACCUGGGCCAUCAGCCCCAGAGGAGCUGGUUGGCUUUUUGGUGCCAAGGUCACAAAUGAGUUCGUCCACAUCAACAACCUGAAGCUGAUCUGCAGGGCUCAUCAACUCGUCCAUGAGGGCUACAAGUUCAUGUUCGAUGAGAAGCUGGUAACUGUGUGGUCAGCUCCCAACUACUGCUACCGCUGUGGCAACAUAGCCUCCAUCAUGGUCUUCAAAGACGCUAACACGAGAGAGCCCAAACUGUUCAGAGCAGUGCCCGACUCUGAAAGAGUCAUCCCGCCCCGAACAACAACACCUUAUUUCCUGUAAGCAGGUCAAAGCUCAAACACAGGCAUUUGUGCAGUGCACAGUGCUGGCGGGGACAGCUGCAUCAGCACUUGAGAGCCCAUAUACAUUUAAUACAUUUAGAGUAUCUACAGUGCAUUUUUGGUGCCAACUGUCAAUUGCUACUCCCACUCUGUGCAUUCAAUACCAUUAUUCUGCAGCUUAAAUCAGUACAGCAAAGGAGGCUUGCUGAGCAGUGUCACACUGCUGGUGUGUAACAGAAAAGAAGAAAGUUGGCUAACCCCUGUAAAAUAUUCAUAUUUAUAAAUCAACAUACGUUGUCACUGCUAAGCAAACUGUGCGCAGUGUCCUAAAGACUCUUCUAUUGUAGCUUCUUAUGUAAAUACAGCUGCGUGUCAGAGGAGAACGCACUGCACAAACGGAAACGUUGUAUCUGUCCAACCAAGUUUCAAAAGAGGUGUCCUCCUCAUGUGAUAUCAUAAAUGAAUAAAUAUGUAAACCAGAGAGUUGAUGUAUUAAAUAAAAUGUAUUCUUUCCUAUCUUGUUGGAAAUAUCAGUAUUGUUAAAUCCAUGGUACCCAAACUUUCAACAAUCUGCUCUUGUAAUUAUAUUUUUUCUGUGUGUUGCUUUAAAUAAAGAAGUCCAAAAAAUUCUGAUUUCACGUUGCUGCUUGGAAGAAGAGCCAAGAAUGACCCC
This is a messenger RNA of Pundamilia nyererei, 1285 nucleotides long. Its product is annotated as serine/threonine-protein phosphatase 6 catalytic subunit-like. Gene Ontology annotation, molecular function: protein serine/threonine phosphatase activity. Lineage: Eukaryota; Metazoa; Chordata; Actinopteri; Cichliformes; Cichlidae. The coding region runs from base 29 to 613 and encodes 194 amino acids. The record is from RefSeq and is a predicted model, not a curated record. The transcript is spliced from 3 exons.